Molecule: messenger RNA, 1665 nt
Organism: Rhinichthys klamathensis goyatoka
Lineage: Eukaryota; Metazoa; Chordata; Actinopteri; Cypriniformes; Leuciscidae
Gene: bbof1a
Product: basal body-orientation factor 1
Exons: 12
Coding region: 38-1603 (521 amino acids)
Source: RefSeq, a predicted model, not a curated record
UCCAAAGUCAUUUGAUAGUCGUCUGAGGAACCGAAAGAUGCCGAAAAAGAAAGGAAAUAAGGGCAAAGGAAAAGGAAAAGGUAAGAAAGAAGGCAAGCAGGAGUCUAAAGCCGACAGGGAGUCAGAAAUCGAAAAGUUCAAAUCAAACGCAACUUUAUGGGAGGCGAAGUUUGAUAUCACAGAAUUUUCGCGUGUCGAAUAUCGCGAAGCAACUCGCGCGCUCGCCAAAGCCAACGAGGAGCUCGAGAACCAGCAGUACAGUGCCAAAAAAGACACGGAUGAUAUUAUUGCUUUCCUGAAAAGGACAGAUCGUGAAAAAACAGCAAUGAUUGCUGCAUUAGAAGAGCAACUGAAAAAAGAAAAAGCAACAACUUCACAAGAGAAAGACUUUUUGGUGGCUGAAUACAUGCAGAAGAUUGAUGCGUUAGAAGAGAGGUUUAAGCAGAGGUCUAGCGACUUCCAGAGGAUGCAGGGCGAGCUCAAAACCAUUAAGCAUUUUCGCAAAAUAAAGGCCAAUCUGGAAGAAGACCUGAUCAGUAUGAGAGAAAAAAUGUAUAUAGCUGACCGUGCACACCAAGAGAGUCUGGCGAGAACAGAGUACAAGUUCUACACAGCAAGGAUUCACCUUGAGAAGGAAGCAGAGCAGAAGAUCACUGAGCUUGCAGAGCGAGCGCAUCAUGAAGCUAUUGUGCAGCUCGGAACAGCAUCACAUACUGUGUUGAAGGAGAACGUACGAUUGAAUGAGGCGCUGCAUUAUCAUGUGAAAGAGGCGGAGGAACUGAAAAGGAGAAAUGUAGCCUUGACAGAGAAGAAUGCUUCCCUUGCUCUCUUGAAGGAGACGAAUGAACUGAUGAGAAAGGAAGGAAAUUCCCAGUUAAAGUCCCAACAAAAUGAGAGCUCUGAGCUAAGGGCUAAAUUGGUCACACUUGAGCAAGCUCUGAGCAUCAUGUCUGGGGAGUUUGAGCAGGAGAGAGAAGAGGUGGAACGGCGUGCCAUGGUCAGCGCGCAGGCCAACGGCACAGACCUUGAGAGGUUGGAAAUGCUUCUAGCUGUUCGAGAGAAGGAGCUGGGCCAAGUGAAACAGCUGGCGCAAAGCAUCAUGGAGCAGCGUAAAGAACUCGAGCUCUUCUUUCACAAAGCUCUUGACCAUGUGAGGAAGGAAAUAAGAACACAACAACAGCACUACAGACAGGAGGCUCUGAAGGCCUAUCGCUGGAGAAUGAAUGAGGCACGGGCUGGAAGAUUGGUGUACCCUCGUAUACGGACCUUCUCUAAUGCCCCACACAGCACCAAUGAUGUCCAGUUUGACCAGGAAGAGGCUGACAAAUGGAGCAACUUGAAAAGCUCCGGUGUGGAUAUUUCUGAUCUAACAUGGGAGCAGAAAGAGAGACUGCUCAAUCUGCUUUUUGCUAAAUUGAAUGGACGAAAAAUAAGGAAACCAGCCCAUCCUCCUGCUCUAUCAACAUCUUCCUCAGUGAAGAUCCAGGUUUGCAGUGAUGCAGGGUUUACAGACGAGAAACAUAGCCUGACCUUUAUAACCCAGAUGCCAAUGGCAAAUAUAACCUCUGAACCAUGUGUCCUACCAGCCCUCAAGAGCACAUGACUGUAUAACUUUUCAUACAGAAUUAUUAAAAUAUUUCCUUUAAAAAAAUACAGGAUAAAUGU